AUGACCCAACUCACGGCAAAGAUUUCAGCAAUUCUAACGGCGACCAGCGAUGUACGACAAACUUUUCCUUUCAUCUAUUAUACGUUCGCAUUUAUACGCGCGACGCUUUUGCGCCUGCGCUUACCUGAUGGCAGUUCCGCUUGGCACAAGAGCAAAACCAAAUUGAUCUUGAAAGGCGUGCGAGGCCAGCCCAUGGUCUGCCCCCUCAAAGCAUAUGGUUUGCUCAUGGCCGACGACGUGCUAAUACGUGGACAAACUUAUCACAUUCAUGGUCCGGUGGGAGUUGACCCCGUGGGCGGCGCUUUCAUCAAGCACAGCUACAUUACCCAAAGUUUGGUGGCCACUGUGCCUCCUCGACAAGCCGAGCUGGCUGAAAAAGCCUAUAUAAGUUCCACCGGAAGAGUUCUUAGGGUCGCUUGGGACAAUGUCAACGAUGAUGGUGAUUGGCACCUUACGGUCGAAGCUGAACAUGAUAUCUUUGACCCGGAAGUAAGCGUCUUGGUUAAACCCUUCGUCUCCUACUGUUUCUUGCUUAACUCUUUUAUUUCUUACUUAGGAGAGAACCGUGUUGCACUUUGCGAUAACUUAUCGCUUUGGGCAUUUUUCUCCGGAGUUAUCCGAGAUGGAGGACAUAGAAGUGAACACCGUGAUGAUGUUCGAAGGCCUCGUUGUGUCCCAAGACCAGGAAUCUAA
This is a messenger RNA of Melampsora larici-populina 98AG31, 693 nucleotides long. RefSeq lists its product as uncharacterized. The record is from RefSeq and is a predicted model, not a curated record. The coding region runs from base 1 to 693 and encodes 230 amino acids. The transcript has 2 exons. Lineage: Eukaryota; Fungi; Basidiomycota; Pucciniomycetes; Pucciniales; Melampsoraceae.